Molecule: messenger RNA, 774 nt
Organism: Opisthocomus hoazin
Lineage: Eukaryota; Metazoa; Chordata; Aves; Opisthocomiformes; Opisthocomidae
Source: RefSeq, a predicted model, not a curated record
AUGCAGCUUGGACUGUUUGUGGUGGUGGUUUUUCUAAGCUCGAUGGAUCUAACAGGCAGCAGCAAGGUGGUGAAGGGCAAGAGGCAAAGACGAAUUAGCGCCGAGCUGAGUCAGGGCUGUGCCAGAGGCUGCGACCUGUGCUCCGAGUUCAACGGGUGCCUGAGAUGUUCCCCCAAACUCUUCAUCCUUCUGGAGAGGAAUGAUAUCCGGCAAAUUGGGAUUUGCCUACCAUCUUGUCCACUGGGAUACUUCGGCCUUCGCAAUACAGACAUGAACAAGUGCAUCAAAUGCAAAAUUGAGAACUGUGAGUCCUGUUUCAGUCGAAACUUUUGCACAAAAUGUAAGGAAGGUUUGUAUUUGCACAAAGGGAGAUGUUACGUCACAUGCCCCGAAGGCUACUCUGCUGCCAACGGCACCAUGGAGUGCAGCAGUCCUGCACAAUGUGAAAUGAGUGAGUGGGGGCCCUGGGGACCCUGCUCCAAGAAGAGGAAGCUCUGUGGCUUCAAGAAGGGCAAUGAAGACCGAACGCGGCGGAUUCUGCAGGCUCCCUCCGGAGACGUGUCCCUGUGUCCUGCCACCACGGAGGUGCGGAGAUGCACCGUGCAGAAGAACCAGUGCCCUGAAGGGAGAAGGAAGAAGAAGGAAGAACAAGACAAUGCAAACGGGAACAGAAAUCAGAAGGACACCAAAGACGCUAAGUCCGGCACGAAGAAGAGGAAGAGCAAACAGAGAGGGGCCACGGUCCCCGCGACAUCUGCUAGCCCUGCCCAGUAG